AUGACCACUUCUUAUAUUGUUGCCGGUGCCAAUAGAGGUAUUGGGUUUGAGUUGGUGAAGAAGCUUUCUGAAAAUGCGGACAAUGUCGUGGUUGCAACCUCGCGUUCAUUAGACAGAGCAGAUCAACUAAAGGAGUUGAACAGAUCGAACGUCGAAAUUAUUCAGUUGGAUGUUACUGACUCUGUGGAUCAGUUGAAGAACGCUUUGAGUAAGCUGAAGUUCUUAGCCAAGUAUGGUGUUGACGUAUUUGUUCAAAAUGCUGGAAUUGGAAUCUCGGGUUCCCACUCUACUUUUAAUGAGCCAAUUGAAUCUUAUACUUACUUCUUCGAAGGAAAUGCUUUGUCCUCGAUCAAGUUCUAUCAAGCCAUUUAUCCUUAUUGGAUCAAGGAAGUCACUGGAAAAGCUAAGAAGGGUAUCUACAUUUCGUCGCUUGCUGGGUCCAUCGGAGGGCUCAGUAUUGGUACUUUUGGAUAUGGGUUAUCAAAAGCUGCUUUGAAUUUCCAUGCCAAACAUACUUCGUUUGAGCACGCCCACAGCGAGAACCCCGUCUUGAAGAACUCUAUCACUGUGGCGGUUCAUCCUGGUGUCGUUCUUACAGAUAUGGGAAAGCCUGUUAUCGAUGACUUGGGGCUUACUGAUUUGGCUAUCACUCCGGAAGAGAGCGGAGAGCUGUUGGCUGUUUUGAUCGAUGGUUUGAAACCUGAAGACAACGGCGAGUUUUAUAACUAUGAUGGAACUAAGGCUACCUAUUAA
This is a messenger RNA of Sungouiella intermedia, 753 nucleotides long. The record is from the annotation of a GenBank genome assembly. Lineage: Eukaryota; Fungi; Ascomycota; Pichiomycetes; Serinales; Metschnikowiaceae.